Messenger RNA from Lagopus muta (rock ptarmigan), 4277 nucleotides. It is a transcript of the gene NSUN6, whose product is annotated as NOP2/Sun RNA methyltransferase 6. Lineage: Eukaryota; Metazoa; Chordata; Aves; Galliformes; Phasianidae. Gene Ontology annotation, biological process: RNA methylation. Bases 297 to 1706 code for a protein of 469 amino acids. Gene Ontology annotation, molecular function: RNA binding; methyltransferase activity. The record is from RefSeq and is a predicted model, not a curated record. The transcript has 13 exons.
CACCGCCCUGUCCGUCUCCAACCAAUCAUCUCGGACGUGGGGGCGGGACUUCCGGCGGCCGUCCCGGAAGAGGCGGGAGCGGCCCGGCACGAGUUACAGAUAACAGAAAGAGCUGUGUCUAUGAACCAAGGAGAUAAGAAAGUUCUUCUGAGUCUUUGUCCUGAUGAAACAGGAGGUCUUGCUUGGAAUCGGUCACUGCAUAUGCAACAUACUUGUGGGAAACUUCUUUAUUUGUAACAUACCUCUUGGAAAAAUUCUGCGUAUGUAACACAGCAGAAUUUAAACACUAAAGGAAGAUGUCAUUUUUCCCCAAAAUCUCUUUUCAACAUGAAGUUGAAGAGUAUCUCAGCAAAGUGUUCAGAAAUAAGGAGCUUAUAACUGCUUUAGGUACAAAGGAGGCAGAGAGUAAAUAUCAAUCUCUGCUGAGUCAUCUAUCUCAUCCACCAGCUAUCACAACAGUUAGAGUUAACACUAACUUGGCCUCUGUGAAACACGUGAAAAAAUUGCUGCUUGAAGAGAUCCAGAAGCAAUUUAAAGGAACCUGUGUUCCAGUUCUUGAGCACCCACAACUCCGGGACAUCUUAUUAAUUCCCGCUAUUGGACCCAGGCAAGAUUUAAAAAAAUAUGAGUCUGAAGUCAUUGUUGGAGCACAGUGUGGGUAUGCAGUACUUCGAGGAGCGCAUGUUUAUGUUCCUGGUAUCAUAUCUACUUCAAGAUUUGUGAAGGCUGGAGAUUUAGUCUCAGUCUAUUCGGAUAUCGAAGGGAAAUGUAAAAGAGGAGCCAAAGAAUUCGAAGGAGUCAAAGUUUUCCUUGGAAAUGGGAUUUCAGAACUGAGUCGUAGUGACAUUUUCAGUCCGCAUGGCCGUAUGACUGGGCUAGGCGUAAGAAUGACAGAGCCAGUCUAUCUUAGUCCUUCGUUUGACAGUGUGCUUCCUAGUCAUUUAUUUUUACAGAACUUACCUUCAGUCGUUGUCAGCCAUGUUUUAAACCCUCAACCAGGAGAAAGAAUUUUGGACAUGUGUGCUGCACCUGGAGGGAAAACAACCCAUCUUGCAACAUUAAUGUGUGAUCAAGGUGAAGUAAUAGCAAUGGACAAGAUAGCUAACAAGGUCAAAAAAAUUAAGCAGAACGCUGAAUUACUACAGUUGAAUUGUAUAAAGGCAUUUUGCUAUGAUGGAACAAAAGCACUGUCAGUUGAGAAGAGAGAGGAUAAACAAGAAGGACCUCCAUUCUUACCAGAAUCAUUUGAUCGAAUUCUUCUUGAUGCUCCAUGCAGUGGGAUGGGGCAGAGACCAAACAUGGCUUAUUCCUCGACUUUAAAGGAAGUGACAUCUUACCAGCCACUGCAACGCAAGCUUUUCACUGUGGCAGUGAAAUUACUGAAGCCAGGAGGUGUCUUAGUAUAUAGUACAUGUACAAUUACACUUUCUGAAAAUGAGGAGCAAGUUGCAUGGGCUCUGGAAACUUUUCCAUGCCUCCAGCUUCAGCCACAGGAACCUCACAUUGGAGGAGAAGGCAUGAGGGGAGCUGGACUGGCACUCCAUCAGUUGAAGCUGCUGCAGAGAUUUGAUCCAUCUGCUGGGACUUUGCAAGGAACGGAUAUGGAAUCUUUGCAAGAUUGCAGGGAGGAAGAUUUGGUUUCACUGGCAAAUAAGGACUGUAUAGGAUUUUUUAUUGCAAAAUUUAUGAAGUUGAAGGGUAAAUAAGCAUCUAGCAGUACAACCUGGAAGAAUACCUCUGCGAGCCUAAGAGCAGUUCAGACGUGAAGUGCAUGUGGUGGUGCUGCGAGGCUGCCAAGCCAAUCGGUGACGGCAGGGUUGCCAUGGCAGCGGUACAAUCUGCCAGCUGUUCUGCUGGGAAAGAGCCACAGGUUGCAGAAAGUCGGGGCUGGGGGAAGGGCAGCAUCAUUUUUAGGUCUGUUUGCUUUUAUAUUCACAGCAGGUCAGCGCCUGGAUGACAAGUAUGUUCAGUAAUGCUUCUGUCUGUUAUCUCCUGCUGUGUGAGUGGCUUACCUAGUACAGGAGAAGUGGGAACAGGGGCUGGGGGGUGGCGAGGUAAGCUCCUCUGUGAAAUGCAAGCAGAAAUAAAACAGACGGGAACCAUUACUGUGAAUUCUGGAAUAAGGUUUUUCUGUGGAGCUUUACCAGUAGUUAAUGCUUCAUUAAAUAGGGCUUCAUGAAACACUGUAACAUUUUGCAAAUAACUUUUAUAAAUUGAUACUUAGAACCUCAUUUCUCUUUUAUUUUAAUACAAGCAAGAUUCUCUGUACACAUAGUAUAUACACAAAAUACGAUUAGGCUUUGUAGCAGGUCUCUUAUAGCAGCAUGAAUAUAUUAAACCAUCUCACUCUGGGAAUGUAAAUAAAUAUUAUUUCAACAUCAAACUUCCCAUGCAUAAACUGUAUUGGUUCUGAAACAGCCGUUUGGAGUGGCUGACCAAUGACAAAUUUAAAAUCAAACAUUUGCAAUCGAAAGGGCUACAGUUGUGUUGAAAAUAUCAAAAGACAGAAAACAGUGCGUUCAUAUCAUCUGAAAUGUUGCAAAUCACCUUUCAAACAACUAAGAAUAUUAACUGGUUAGAAAGCAUCAAAUCAAAUGAAGGUUGAAACUGGGGGAGCAUGCUGAUGAGAACUGACUCCAUACACUGUCAAAGAUUCAAUAAUUUAAAUUUCUCAAACGUUGUCUACAUUUGCAAACUGUGCUUCAGUUACAGAGAUGUUCUCUGUCUGAAUAAUGUUCUCUUUUUGCAGUACUGUUAGAAAUAGCACAAAAAUGCAGGCAAAAGACAAGCACACUUCAAAAACCUGAACUGACAUCUGUGUUUUGUUGUUGGUUCUUUAUUUUUCCCACUGAUUAAUUUUACACUUUUUAAAAAGCAUUCUCUGUAAAAAAUAUCUUAUUUUGCACUCCUAAUUAUUUGGUUUCUAAAAGGCAGACCCUUAUAAUUUACCUUUGUACUGUCAGAAGUGCUCAUAAUCAAAAUAAUCUAUAUAACUCAGUAGUCUGGUUCUUCACUUAUAUUUGUUAUAAGUGUUUUGCUAUAAUACAUUUUCUACUCUUAAAUAAAUUUUCUUCUGUUCUGCUAAGGUUGAUCAGCACGUAUUCUGUAAGGCCUAUCCUAGCAGGAUAGGAAGAGAAAAUUGUCUUCUUUUUGUAGGUCACACCUUGCUGUUAACCAUGACAUGCCAAAAGAAGACAUGAAAGCUGAAAGCUCUCUUGUUUGAUCAGUGUUAGCUGAGAAAACCUAUCUAGAAUCAGAAUUACUCAUAUUAUAAAUUACAGUAUUUUUAGUCUAAACGUGGCAAAAUAACUACUUGCUAACAAAAGGUGUUAAUCUUUUACUGCAAGUACAUGUUGAAAUCUUGGACUCAGUGCUGGUAUAAAAAAAGCUUUUUUUUUCCCAGAAAAUAUAAAUUCUGUAAACAUUAAUCAGCAUACAUAGACUGUAUUUUGAAAUUUGCACAUUCAUAUAAACGGAGGAACUUUUGCCUCCAGUUUCAGUAGCAGGAUCUGUGUAGUGUUGGAUUUUAGUAAAAAGCUUGCUGAGAAUUUCCCAUAUUUUUUCAGUUUUGAAUCAUAAUCAGGCUUUUCAGGAGAGUGAUCUCAUUUGAUUUUAUAUGAGAAACUUCUUAGGGCCAAAAAACCACAAUUGUAAAUGUCUUAUAUUUGAUUCCAGUAUAGUUGCAGACUGGACUGGACUUGAAAAAACCUCUGCUGAUAUCUGAACUUUUAACUAGGGAAGUUGCUUUUGAAAAAUCACUUCUAGACAUGCUAGACGAAAAAUACCAUAUUUUUAUAGACGUAUAUUAAAGCGAUACGCCUCAGCUGUUUCCCUGCAAUCUCCUCUCUCUCAGUAAUUCCUGGGAGUCAGGGGGAACUGACAAGGAGAGAAGAAGGAAAGCAGAAAGAGGGAGAGAGAAAGAGAGACUUCUCUGUCAGGCAGUUCAGAAGAGAAAUGUAGCUGAGACACUUCAAAUCAUCCUUUGAAGGAGCCAAGCUCUUUACUUUCACUUGGCUAAGUCAGAUGUCUUGAGUUGCAUGGAUGCCAUUCUUUCUUUUCCUUUUCUUUCCAAUCUGACCUUUAAAACUGCAGGAGUUUAAAUACUUAAUCAUUUUCACAACUUUGAUGUAUGGUGUAUGUGUAUUUUUGACACAUAAUAACGUUACUUUCCUAAUAAGAAUGCUUUGCAGACCGAAUCAUUAUGCUUCAGUGUCAGGUGCUGAAGCACAGUAUAUAUAUAUAUAUAUAUUUAUUUAUAUAUAUAUAGAUUAGAUAUA